UAAUAGCAUUAUAAAUAUUCUCGUUUAGUGAGUCUACUAGGUCAUGAAAGCAAAGACUUGGCAAAAGAAACUUCAUAUUUUGGUUGAAAUGAAGCUUGCUUUUGCUACACUGCUCAUUGUUUCCCUCAUUCUCAGCUCUUCCUUCCUCCAGCCAACCUCAGCUGAUGCUGAUCCAGGAUCUUGUGACGGGAGAUGUGCAACAAGAUGCGCAAAAGCUGGAGUGAUGAAACGCUGCCUCAACUUCUGCGGGCUUUGCUGCAACAAAUGCAACUGCGUUCCUUCAGGAACCUACGCCAACAAGUCGGAGUGCCCUUGUUACCGGGACAUGGUUAACUCCAAGGGCAAACCUAAGUGCCCUUGAAUCUUCAUCAAAUACUUAUAUGGUUUUUUUUUUUUCUUUUAUUAUUAUAACUUUAAAGUCAUUGAGUUUUCAUGUUUCUUUGAUGUGUAAUUAGAUCGAGACAAUGUCUAAUGAUUCAUCAUAUUAGGGUUGUUAGGUUGGGUAGUGGUGCUCAAGCAAUCAGCCCUAGAGUGGUCGAUUGGUCGGGAUUAAAGGUUAAAACGAUGGAGUGAGAGAAAUGACCGGCUCAUAAAAGAGUUUGAAUUGACUAGAUUUGAAAAAUUUUAGGACCCUUGUUUGUAC
Ipomoea nil (Japanese morning glory) is the source of this 643-nucleotide messenger RNA. RefSeq names its product peamaclein-like. The coding region runs from base 44 to 361 and encodes 105 amino acids. The record is from RefSeq and is a predicted model, not a curated record. NCBI's taxonomy places the organism in Eukaryota, Viridiplantae, Streptophyta, Magnoliopsida, Solanales, Convolvulaceae. The transcript has 3 exons.